AUGGAACAAUCAUGUGAGGAAGAGAAAGAGCCUGAACCACAGAAGAACAUACAAGAAACCAAACAAGUAGAUGACGAAGAUGCUGAGCUCAUCUUUGUUGGUGUGGAACAUGUAAAUGAAGAUGCUGAGCUAAUCUUUGUUGGGGUGACUUCAAAUUCAAAACCAGUCGUUUCAAACAUUUUGAACAGAGUCACCCCGGGUUCAUGGUCAAGGAGAAAAAAGUAUGAUCACCUUAGAAAAGAUACUGCUCGCAAAUUGCAGCCUAAAAGUCAUGAGACCGUUACAUCAGAAGCAGUGACCGUCCUGCCAGCUUCCCAACUUGAAUCGAGAUCAACAGAUAGUCCUAUUAUUAUUGAGCCUUUGUCUAAACCUGAUUAUAGAAAUAGUUCACCACAAGUUGUGCCUAAUAACUCUUCAGAAUUACCUUCUCCUUUGAUUACAUUCACAGGUUCAUUGCAUCAUCCAGUAAGUACAGCACUUUCAGUAGGAGGUAUAAAUGAAAGUCCUCGUGUAUCAAAGCAACUUUCCACUUUCGAAGUAAACAGCAUAAAUCCCAAAAGGGCUAAACUCAGGGAUGGAAUUAUAGAAGGAAAUUCUUCAGCUUCGUUCCCUUCAGAUACCUUUCAUACAAUGAAUACUCAGCAAAGUACACCCUCAAAUAAUGUUCAUACCUCAUUAAGCCAUGUUCAGAAUGGAGCACCUUUUCCAGCAGCUUUUCCAAAGGACAAUAUCCAUUUCAAGCCUAUAAAUACAAAUCUUGAUAGGGAAAAUGAAUUGGCAAAAACAGACAUUUUGAGUCUAACAAGUCAAAACAAGACCUUUGAUCCCAAGAAAGAAAAUCCCAUUGUGUUACUUAGUGACUUUUACUAUGGACAGCAUAAAGGAGAUGGGCAGCCGGAACAGAAGACUCACACCACCUUUAAAUGCCUCAGCUGCGUGAAAGUUCUAAAAAAUGUUAAGUUUAUGAAUCACGUGAAGCAUCAUUUGGAAUUUGAGAAGCAGAGGAACGACAGCUGGGAAAACCACACCACCUGCCAGCACUGCCACCGGCAGUUUCCCACUCCCUUCCAGCUACAGUGUCACAUCGAAAAUGUCCACACUGCCCAGGAGCCCUCUGCUGUCUGUAAAAUCUGUGAAUUGUCAUUUGAAACAGAUCAGGUCCUCUUACAACACAUGAAGGACCAUCAUAAGCCUGGCGAAAUGCCCUAUGUGUGCCAGGUUUGCCAUUAUAGAUCGUCGGUCUUUGCUGAUGUAGAAACACAUUUUAGAACGUGCCAUGAAAACACAAAGAAUUUGCUUUGUCCCUUUUGUCUCAAAAUUUUCAAAACAGCAACACCAUACAUGUGUCAUUAUAGGGGCCACUGGGGAAAGAGUGCACACCAGUGUUCCAAGUGCCGGCUACAGUUUUUAACUUUCAAGGAGAAAAUGGAGCACAAGACCCAGUAUCAUCAAAUGUUUAAGAAGCCUAAGCAACUAGAAGGAUUACCUCCUGAAACAAAAGUUACUAUUCAAGUGUCGCUGGAACCUCUUCAGCCAGGAUCAGUGGAUGUAGCAUCCAUAACUGUGAGCACAUCUGACUCUGAACCAUCACUCCCCAGGUCUAAAAGCAAAAUUUCAAAAAAGUCCCAUUAAUUCUAGUUUCAGUAAAUCUAAAGCAAGUAUUUCAAACCAAAUUAAAAAACCUCAUAAAACAAAAAAUACAAACCAUACAUUAUUCAGUAGCACCAAAAAUAGUGAAACUAGUGGAUUAUAUAUGACUUUUUAAACAAGAUUCAGGAUAUAUAUUAUUUGAUCUGAAUUUUGAGGUAUUAUUUUAAAACAUCUGGUUUUCAUGUUAACUGUAUCUGGCUUAACACAUAAAAGGUGUUUGUGUGUGUAUGUGUGAGAGAGAAAAAGGUAUUAAUUUAUUUUUUUAAUUUUAAUUUUUUUUCUUUUUCUUUUCUUUUUUUUUUUUUUUACUUUA
Molecule: messenger RNA, 1963 nt
Organism: Pan troglodytes (chimpanzee)
Lineage: Eukaryota; Metazoa; Chordata; Mammalia; Primates; Hominidae
Gene: ZNF280B
Product: zinc finger protein 280B
Exons: 1
Coding region: 1-1632 (543 amino acids)
Biological process (GO): regulation of DNA-templated transcription
Molecular function (GO): RNA polymerase II cis-regulatory region sequence-specific DNA binding; DNA-binding transcription factor activity, RNA polymerase II-specific
Source: RefSeq, a predicted model, not a curated record